Saccharomyces eubayanus is the source of this 1302-nucleotide messenger RNA. It is a transcript of the gene TRM11, whose product is annotated as tRNA (guanine-N2-)-methyltransferase. Gene Ontology annotation, molecular function: nucleic acid binding. The record is from RefSeq and is a predicted model, not a curated record. The coding region runs from base 1 to 1302 and encodes 433 amino acids. NCBI's taxonomy places the organism in Eukaryota, Fungi, Ascomycota, Saccharomycetes, Saccharomycetales, Saccharomycetaceae. Gene Ontology annotation, biological process: methylation. The transcript has a single exon. Gene Ontology annotation, cellular component: cytoplasm.
AUGAAGAAGUACUUGCUGUAUAUGGUUCAAGUCCAUUUGAACUUUAGAAGAGCAGAAUUGGAAUCAUUAGCAGACCUGUAUAAUCUUUCAAUAGAUUUUUCUCAGUAUGACGUCGAUAGUCCAUUUUUUGUCGUAGAGUUGGAGAAUGACCAGCAGGCCAGGGACUGGAUCAAAAGAUCUAUUUUGACCAGAGGCAUUUACGAAUACUGGGGGCAGGGUGCAACGCUGGAUGAGUUGCAUCAAGACAUCAAGUGUCAGCCUAAUUUUGAACAGGAUUUACAAAGAAAGUUCAAACACUCCACUUUUAAGUUCGAAUUCGAAUGCUAUAGAGGUAACAGUAAGGCCAACAGAAUAAAACAGAUUGAAUCGUUUCAUUAUCUUGACUUUGAGGGGAAGAUCGAUAUGAAACACCCUCAGGAAGUCUUUACUGUUGUAGAAGAGUACACUCCGGUAUCGGAAAACAUUAGUGGUAAAACCCCUGCAAGGAUCUUUUUUGGUAGACAAGUUCAAAUGAGUAAUAGAAGUGCUAUGGAGAAGUAUGAUCUGAAGAAAAGACCUUACAAAGGUACAACGAGUUUUGAAGCAGAACUAUCUUUGGUUAGUGCCAAUAUAGCUCAAGUGAAACCAGGCACUAUAAUGUACGACCCGUUUGCAGGUACGGGGUCCUUUUUGGUUGCAGGUGGACACUUCGGCGCUUUAGUCGUUGGCUCGGAUAUUGACGGUAGGAUGAUUCGUGGUAAGGGCGCUCAAGUGAACAUUUCGGCUAACUUCAAAAAAUACGAUGAAAGCUCUCAAUUCCUCGACGUGCUAACCAUGGACUUCACGCAUAAUGCAUUAAGAAACAGUCUUGUGAUUGAUACGAUAUUGUGUGACCCUCCUUACGGUAUUAGAGAAAGUAUUAAAGUUUUGGGCGCCAAAGAUCCGGAAAGGUUUGCUGGAAAGGAAGAUAUAGAGAUUGAUGGUGAAAAGGCAUUUUUGCGCCGCGAUUACAUUCCAACAAAAAAGCCUUAUGCUCUUGAUUCAUUGUUAGACGAUAUUCUACAAUACUCUUCGGAAAGAUUGCCCAUUGACGGGAGAUUGGCCUUCUGGAUGCCCACGGCAAACGACGCAAACAUAGAAACGAUUGUACCGAUGCAUGAGAACCUAGAAUUAAAAUACAAUUGCGUCCAAGAAUUCAACAAAUGGUCAAGAAGGCUACUGGUCUAUAUUAAUAGGGGUGACACUUUUAACGGGCCAAGUAACCAUGGACUAAAACGUUCGGAGGAUAAUUUCAGGGAACGAUACUUCAAUAACUUCAAUUAA